AUGAAACUCCCCUCAUGGGUUAUCAGAGAAUUGGAAAAUGGAAUCAUGCCAACAUUGAGAAACUGUACCAGUAUGGGAGAAUUAAGGCAGCUACAUGCUCACAUUCUGGUCUUUUCCCUUUCUCAAAGUAACUUCCUUGGAACUCAAAUCAUAAAUAUUUGCAAUAGCAAUAGAAGGGUAGACUAUGCCGCUCUAGUCUUCAACCAAGUCUAUGAACCAAAUGUGUUUCUCUACAAUGCAAUGAUCAAAGCGUACGCCCAAAAUUAUCAUUGCUCUGAAGCAAUCAGCCUUUACAAACAAAUGUUGAAUUGCCAGCACGCCCAAAAUUCAGUUCUGGCUGAUAGAUUUACCUAUCCAUUUGUGCUUAAAGCUUGUGCCGGUCUACUUCUCCUUGUUCUUGGCAAGCUGGUUCAUGUCCAUAUAUUUAAAUCUGGGCUGACCUCUAACUCUAUAAUUCAGAAUUCGCUGAUAGAGAUGUACACAAAAUGUGAUCAUUUAGUUGAUGCACGUAGAGUGUUUGAUGAAAUGGAGGACAGAGAUGCGGUCUCAUGGAAUACGCUCAUCUCGGCGCAUGCUAGGCUUGGGCAAAUGAGGAAAGCCAGAGCUUUGUUUAACUCAAUGCCUAGUAGAACAGUGGUUUCUUGGACUGCAUUAAUCUCUGGGUACACCAUGGCUGGCCGGUACUUUGAUGCAGUCGAGGUUUUUCAUCACAUGCAAUUGGAAAGCUUCGAGCCUGAUGAUAUUAGUAUUGUAUCAGUUUUGCCUGCUUGUGCUCAGCUAGGGGCUCUGGAGCUGGGCAAAUGGAUCCAUGCCUACUGUGAUAAGCAUGAACUGCUUCAAAAGAGCUUCAUUUGUAAUGCUCUUAUUGAAAUGUAUGCUAAAUGUGGGAGCAUUGAUCAGGCUCUUCAAUUGUUUGAGGAAAUGAAAGACAGGGAUGUGAUCUCAUGGAGCACGAUGAUUGCAGGUCUCGCAUCGCAUGGGCAAGCUCACAAAGCAAUCAAACUGUUUGUGGAAAUGGAGAAAGAUAAAAGAGUGAGGCCAAAUGGCAUUACAUUUAUUGGGCUCCUAUCCGCUUGUUCUCAUGCUGGUUUGUUGGAUGAGGGGUUCAGUUACUUUGAUUCAAUGAAAGAGGUAUAUGGUAUUGAUCCUGGUGUUGAGCAUUAUGGGUGCAUGGUGGAUCUUCUUGGUCGUUCAGGCUGCAUUGAUCGUGCAGUACAAUUUAUUGAAAGCAUGCCUGUUCCACCGGAUGCGGCUGUCUGGGGAUCUUUGCUCAGUGCUUGCGGAACUCAUGGUAAUAUUGGGACAGCUGUGAAGGCAAUGGAACAGCUCAUCGAGCUCGAGCCGGAGGACAUCGGGAACUAUGUGAUGCUUUCGAAUAUAUAUGCAGCAGCCAGGAGAUGGGACAGUGUUGCAAAGUUGAGGAGAGUGAUCAGAAGUAAGAGCUUAAAGAAGACGCCAGGGUGCAGCUUGAUAGAGGUGAACAAUGUGGUUCAGGAGUUUGUAGCUGGAAAUGAUUCAAACCCACAUUUUGGUGAGAUAUCAGGGGUGCUGUACUUGUUGGCUUCCCAGCUUGGCCAUUCUGGAUAUCAGAGAGCAAUGGAAUAUGAAGAAUAA
Messenger RNA from Elaeis guineensis (African oil palm), 1614 nucleotides. Its product is annotated as pentatricopeptide repeat-containing protein At2g20540. Gene Ontology annotation, molecular function: protein binding; RNA binding. The record is from RefSeq and is a predicted model, not a curated record. Gene Ontology annotation, biological process: RNA modification. Lineage: Eukaryota; Viridiplantae; Streptophyta; Magnoliopsida; Arecales; Arecaceae.